Molecule: messenger RNA, 7319 nt
Organism: Numida meleagris (helmeted guineafowl)
Lineage: Eukaryota; Metazoa; Chordata; Aves; Galliformes; Numididae
Exons: 2
Coding region: 1159-2109 (316 amino acids)
Source: RefSeq, a predicted model, not a curated record
AGAAAAAAACGAAAGGGAAAGAAAAAAGAGAGAAAAGCCCUGAGGAAGAAGGAAUUUGAGAACAAAUAAUGAUGGUUAUAACCAGCACAAGCCCCGUGUACAGCCGCGGUUCUCUCGCUGAUGGGCAGUAACGCGCCUGGGAAAGCCGCGGCUCACGGCCCCGCGCGCUGCCCUACCCCGCAGCCGGCCCGGGGGGGCCCUGUGGCCUCGCGUGGGGUUCCGCGGCGCCGGGAGUGGGGUUUGGCUGCCUCAGCCUGCAGCCCCCGCGCCCCGCCGGCUCCCUUCGCCAGCCUCGGCUCCGCGUUAUACGCACUGGGGAUUUUCGGCUGGUUUCAUGGGGUCACUUGCCUGCAAAUCCCAACACGGAGAUCACGCACGGGGAAAUACUCAGGAAUAAAACUGUCAGCCACCCACCCCCAACACGCAGCCAACAGCAUUUCUUCCCUUCUUUCUCCCUUUCUCCCUCUUUUUUCCUUUUUUUUUUUUUUUUUUCCCCCCCCCCCCCCCCGCUUCCCCUGCUCUGACAGCAGCCCGUGCUGCCCUGCGCUGCCCGCGGUUGGGGCCGUGCCGUUGCAGGACUCCUGCUCGGCCCCAGCGCGGGACCCUGGCACUUCGUGUCCCCGCCUGGGCUGCGCAGGAGCCCCCGCAGCUCGCCGGGCGGGGAGUGCAGCAGGAGCCGCCCUAAGGCAGUCGCUCUCUGUCCCCCGGUUUUCCUCCUGCUCUGCUUUCCAGGAGCUGAGCACCGACUGCCCCUCGGGGCUGGGGACAAGCCGAGGGGAUGCCGGCUCUGUCCGUGUGCCUGGUGAUGAGCCUCUGGGGAGGGGACUCAUCCCUCGGCUGUGGGGGGCACAAUGACAGAUUCCCCAAGGACAACGUGGUCCUGCGAGGGGCUGGAAAAUGUGCGGGAUGAGACAGGUUGUGGGGAGGGACCCGGAAGGUUUGGAGGGACAACGUUAGCUGGCAAGAGGUCAGCUCAGCCCGGCGCCCACUGUUUGUCCCCAGGAGCCCCUUUCCUUGGUGAAGCCCUAUCAGUAGCCCUGCAUGCUCCUGCUGCCCAGGCAGCCCACAGACCUACAGAAAUAUACACGCAUCCUAGUGGAGAUUAGAAGCUCGUAAAGAAAAUAAAACAAGAAGUCUGCAGUGCCGGGUGCUGCGUGGAUGCAGCCUGUGCAGCUUUCCCAGCUCCUGCCCCACUCCCCCCAGCUCCUCUGGGUGCUGCUCUUUAAUGCUGUCGAAAAGCUCUUUAUGGAGGUGCUGCUGUGCCUUGCUCCAUGUAUGGGUGCAUUUUCGCCCAGCCCUUGCAGCCUGGCACCUUCCCUGCUCAUGCCCAGCCCUGGAGAGCAGAGGGAAGCCCCUCCCGGCUUCAUGGAGGGAAAUGGAGCUGCAGCCACAGGGAAAGAAGAUGCCUUUAGUCUGAAGGAAAGAUCCCCCCACCAGUACCGAGGUGCCAAAAAUGGCUCAACUGAAGCAAAUUUCCUUACUGCAGUGCAAGCGUGGGGCAGAGCGGCAGGAGCCACUCCUGCUCCGUGGGGCAGGACAGCACUGCUGUGCCGCAGCCGAAGGAAAACCGUGAGCGCAGCGCUCCUCGCUGCGUCCUGCCUGCGGGGUGAGCAGUGCACAAGGUGUCCACUUGCAGCGAGCUCGCUGGAGGGAAAGGGCGGCAUUUCUUACGACUCAGUUGUGGUUGCAUCGAAGAUUUAUAUUCGCUCGGCCCCGCAGCAGCAUCCUGUGCAGACAUUUGUUUUGGCUGAAGCCAGCCCAGUCCGUGUUUGGAUGCGGGCCGUUGGUCGUGCGGUGCUCUGCCUCCCAGCGAUUGAGCCCCGACAGCGGCAGCCCAAACGGGGCAGCAGUCCCACAAGUCCUCGUGUGGAGAGGCGCUGUGGAGCUCAGCCGCCAUCCGGAGAUGUGGCAUCCCCAGAGCUCCCUGCCUGCAGCCGCUGUCAGCCCUGCCUUGGGAGGGCUUUUCCCUCUGUUAGGACAGUAGCACCCUGCUAUUCCUCGCUGUCCCACCUCCUUCCCUGUCGCAGCGAAGAGCAGAUCACCACUGCUUGUUCUGGAGCUCAUCUGUUUUCAUGCGGAUUUGGUGUGGCAGAUGAUGCUACAAAUUAAUCACUGACACAACACAGUAUGUUAGCACAAACAAAUUAACACAAACAAUAAUCGCAGGGCUCAGUGUCCUGGCAGGAGGCUGCACAGCCCGCAGGGCUCCUGCUGGGAUAAAUCCUUUCUCUGCGUUGUCGGGCAUUUAAUUGGACACAUUGCGAACUUGACCCAAGCACCAUAAGGAACGGAUGCUUCAGCUGAUCUCAGCUGCUUCUUCGAAUCCAUUUCAGCCUAAUAACCGACUAACUCCAGCCCAGAGAUUUUUCUUCUUGCGUCAAUGCUGGAGCGGAACCCUCUGGAACGCGGCCAGCCGAGAGGCACCCAGGCUCUGUGCUGUCACUGAGGGCAGCUCGCACAUUUACCAGCGUACAGCACAGUGCAGUCCCUGGGAGCAUGGGCCAGACCCUAAAAUGAACCUGAGGUGCUUCCUGGAGCCCGUAUCUGGCUUCAGAAAUGCAGACUGGCAGCAUCCUGGGCAAAGAGCCGGCAGCCUGCAGCAGGCGUCCAAUGGAAUGGGCCUUGUAGCAAAUCACCCAGCCACCGGGAAACAGAGCAGAGCUGCGCAAGGCUUGGCACCCCGACUCCUUCCUCCGCCAUGGCUCACACAGGCUCAGCACGGGGAGCCCAGGAUCACUCAACACUAAAUUAAAGCCUUUUGCUAGAUGCUUCUCAGUGUCUUCAAUGUAAGCAACAACGAUGAUGUUUAGAUACCUUGGGAAAGGUGUUUGGCACUGAAAAGGAUCCAGGAUGAUUUUGGCUUAGCCUUCCGUACAAUUCAUUUACUAUAUUUUUAUGAUUUUUUGUACAAAAGAACCCCGCAUCAUUUCUAGCUCUUCUCUGACAACAUCUUGUCAACUCUUGUUCUCCCUACUCUUUAACUCCACUUUCCAUUUACAGUUGCAAUGCCAGCCUGCAACCAGUCGGGAGUCGAUGUUCCUGUGGAUUUUUUGGUGUUCUUUGCUGAUUCUCCCAAAGAAUACUUUCAAUGGCAAAGGGUGAUCGGAUCCAACCUGCCCUCGCCAAGGUGGCUGAUGCACGUCCUGCGGGGCUCAGAGGCAGCUGAUGGACAUGAAGGCGCAGUCAGAAUUCCCAGAUGUGACAAACAGCCAUUUCCUUCCCCCAGGAGAAAACCUGGCCCUGGUGAAGCCAGCGGCGAGACCCCAUCAUUUGAGGAAGGCACCGUGUGUGGAGCCUGUAAGACGUGGGGCCACGCUGUGUAGUGCUGGCUCUGCUCUGAGGGCUCUCCAUCUCUGCCUCACGUCCUGUUGUGGCCUGCGGGCGCUCUCCAGGGAAACGCCACCAUCUCCACAAGCAGCACAAACCGAGUGGCACUCGGGGAUGGCUCAGUUUCAGGAGCUGCCGAUGCAGCGGCCGAUCUUUCUUCCUUGCCAGCACGACUCGGCUCACGCUUUCCUCUGCGGAAUUUGCACAAGGACAGAUUAAAGAAAGCCAAUUUCCUUUCUCAUCAAAUCAAUUCCUUCUGGGGCAAACAAAGCCACGAGCACAGCGUUCUUGUCCUCCCGUGAUCUUGUGGUUUGCUCUGGCUGGAAGAGGCAGCUUUGGAAAACCCAAGCCCAUUUCCUGCUCUGCGUGCUGCAGUGUAUAUCCUUGUCUCAGCCCUGGAAAUGCUUUGAUGGAUAUUAUUAGGCCCGGAAAGCAUUUGGAGCUCCUUUCUUCCGUACGAGCUGACCAAAGUGCUAUGGGAUGAAAGAAGGGCAAAUUGGAAGGGUUUGUGGAUGCUGCGGGUGAGGCGGCCUCGCUCAGGAACCCACGUUGUGCUGCUGCCUGUGGUGGGGAGCAGAGCGAAGAGCUGUGGAGCUGGAUCGCCACUGGGCCCCAGGGAGGGAGGAUUUUGUCCACGCUCACCUGCCAAGAGGCAGAGCUGUGGUGGGAUGGACAAAAGCCUUGCCCUGUUGUUGGUGCUGCUGGCUGGAGCUCAAGCGCUUUGAAACUGGGAUGGAGUCAAAGUCUUCCAGUCCCAGGUUUCCAUUUCUGCAGAGUUACAGCACUGUCCUGCCCCACAACGCAUUUUACUCAGCAACUUUGAGACAAACUAGUGCAGGCUGUGGGCACAGGAAGGGACUGAGCAGGCUGAGGCAGUGUCUCAGAGGAGAAAGGCUGUGCUGGUUUGUCCUCGGGAUGUCUGCCCCUUGGUUUGCUUGCCCACCAAGGCAGCUCCUGUCUUGCUGUGUCCACCAGUGGGAAGAGCUGUGCUCUGUAGCGCUGGUCGAACGGAGGGGGUGAGGUUAGAAGGCACAGCGCAGCACCAACCUGAUGCCAAGCUGCCUGCAUGCAGCGCUGGGUGAUGGACUGUGGCCUCUUCUUAAAUCCAUACACCAGGUCCAGCAGAUCCCAUCUCUUUCCCCAGCUUGUCCUCAUCAAGUCCCACGAGCGAGUGAAACCAGCUGCUAGCCUCUCCUCCACCGCCCGUUGCCCACUCCGAGGCCCCAUUCAUGCUCAGCCCUGCAGCCAUCAGGAAUGGGAGCCUCUCACCACUUCGAAUGUAAAAGUGGCUGCAAGAGAAGCCAAGUAAAACCUUUCUGCAGCUUUGCUUUGCACGGAGCUGGGCUCUGAUCAGUGCUUUGCCACUAACACAGUCAAGAAAUGACAGUGCGGAAAUCUUGGGGAGCGAACAGCACUUGUGGUUAUUGGUGAAAUCCCAUAUUAGUAGAAAGGUCUGGUAAGUGGAAGCAGGAGUCGCUCUGACUACAGCAUCUGUUGGAUGUGGAGAGUGGUUAUGACUCUCUCCAAAUACAAUGCACAUGUACUGGGGAAAAUGACUGCUACAAUAACAGGAAUAAAUCUUAAUAGAGACUUGGGUGAUAACAGACACCAUAGGGGAGUUAUCAAAAUGAAAAACAUAUGGCAGCGUCUCUGCCAGACCUGAAUGAAAACCCUUCAGAAGGACCAGCAGACCUUGUACCUGAGAAUGAUAGAAGAGCAGAGGAGACAGCGACAGAGGAACGGGGCUGAGCAAACAGGCUGAAUCCCACCAUCGUGCUCUGCUGAGAAACUACAGCCAUGGGCGUUUGGUGUCAGCCCUGCUACCUGCCACCCUCGUGCGCGAGCUGGGAUCUCAGUGCUGCUCAGCUCAGCCCUACCCACUUCUCUGAGCUUUGGCAGCAUGGAAGGCUGCGAGCCAGCCUGGACAGGGUCCAUUUUUGACUGUUUAAACAAGACAUCAACCCGAACUGUUUAUCAGCACGAGGUCUCAUUUUCUCUGCCUUUUGGCAGCAAGCUGGGGUGAGGUUUGCAGGGAAGAAAUCGUGGAAGAGCAAACUCAGAACUAGGGAAGUUCAGGCGCAGCCCUGGGCUGCAAGGGCAGGAUGGAUUUGUUUUCCUGCAGUUAUAGGAGCUACAAACUGAGCCCAGACUUCAUGGUAUGGCAAAGAACAAGCAGACGGGAAGCCUGGCUGACACUGACAGUUUCUUGGCAGAAAGCAAUGAGAGACAGGACAGAGCGACGUUAAAUAAAAUCACACCUUCUCCCCAGUGCUGGGAAAUGUCUUCAGCAGAGGAGAAACCACAGAUUAGCCAGAGCGCAGAAAACCAGUUUCACUCUCCUUGAGAGCAAACUGGCGGGUGAUGGACAAACACGUGUGCAGCAGAAACAGAGCUGGAUUGGCACAAGAUGAGGACAUCAUUUUUCCCUGGGUUUGCAGGAAGGGAGCAGGAGGAGUGAAAAGCAUCCCCAGGAUCCUGGGGCACGGGGAGGUGUCAAGGCUGUGCUAAUCAGACCUCACCUUGGCACUGGGAGCGGGACGUGCUGAUGGGUGACCUGGGGGUUACACACCACCACAGGGACCAGCUGCUGCUCCCUGAUUCGGGUCUCAGGUUUGUCCCGCGCUGACCGUGUCCAGCCCUGCGGCCACACAAUACUGGGACUGGGCCCGGGGACAGGGUGAGGCCCAAGCGGGGACCGUUGCCUCCCUCUUCCCUCACAGAGCUGAAUGUGUGGGUUCCAAUCAUCUCAGCCUGAGAAAACUUGUGGAUUAAAUAGUGGAAAAUUCAAAAGACAGCUGAGGAAGGGGCUUACCACGGUCAAGACACUUGGCAUGCUAGCGUUAGACAACCAGGGGCACCAGCAGUCCGUAGAGACGCUGUUACGGCCAUGGAGACAAGGCUGGAGGGAAAGAGGACCACACAAUUGUCCUGUCCUAAGUACUUAAUACCUCCAAGCUGUCAGGGACUUUGCCCCUUGUUUUCUUUUUUUUAAUUGCAUCCCAAGUCUGCAGUCCCUGCUCGCAGCAGGUGUCUGAUCUGUGCUGGACUGAAGCUGGUGCGUGGUGCAGCCCAGCUGCUCUGCUGCAGCAGUCAGGUGGGACGCUGGCUGCACCGGUUACCCACCUUGAUUUAACCCAGCUUGACUAACCCAGGCUGCAGUCUUGUUUGCUGACAGUCAAAAACCAUCCCUGUGCAGGGUAUCAGCAAGGAAGUGUCUGAAGUUUUGAGCUGAUUUAUUCCACCAGGAGAAGGAUGGAUCCUGCCCUCGCUUUCGUAGGCUGAGAAUCACUCGUGUCUGUGGCUGAAAUGAUCACUGAAAUGAGACUGUCCCGGGGACGGGCAGCAACCACUGGAACUCAGACAAGAUGCAGAUGCCUGGCACUGGCUCAAGCUGAAGAGCAUCAGGCAAAAGGACUAGAGAUCAAACAGCAUCUUUACAACAGCCCAGCCCAGAAGGUUUGCUUUACCACGCGUUUAGUCACAAUAAACUAGCCAAUAAAACAGAAAUAAACGGUCACCAAAAAUUAUUUCAGUCCAUAAAACAAAAAAGAGUGUUUAACAAGGAAAAAUAAAAUGUUAACGCUCCUCCUCUUUGCUGUCAUAUAAAAUGUGUAGGGUUUUACAGGCAGUGAGGAAAUGCAAAGCUUCCCCGGACUUGUGGCACCUCCGUGAGCGAGGCGACAGCAUCGGGGCAGUGCCCACACUUCCCCUGUGCUGGGGGACAGGGAGCGCUGCCCAGGCAGCUGCAGCUCCACCGGGAGCCAGGCAAUAAAACGGGCGCUGAGCUGGGCUCUCGUGCCGAGCAGACAAGGCUUCCUCGAGGUUUAGAGGACCACCUUCAUGCACAGAGUGACCCCCCGUGUUUAAACCAAACAAUCUUGACCUCUCUAUGCGUUUUAACCACAUAAAAGCUCACCUCUUGGACUCUCCAUUAGGUUUUAUGAUGUGCUUCCAUAUUUAAAUGGACAUGGCUCACACCAGGGUUUCUGCCG